Molecule: messenger RNA, 1089 nt
Organism: Arabis nemorensis
Lineage: Eukaryota; Viridiplantae; Streptophyta; Magnoliopsida; Brassicales; Brassicaceae
Source: the annotation of a GenBank genome assembly
AUGGCCACCUCUUCUUUGCUCCUCCCUUCCGUACCUCUCAACAAUCUCUCCUGCUCCGGAAAUGCCUCCUCCUCCCUCUGCUUCGCCGUCGGCCGAUCUAGGGUUUCCAUGAGCGUCUCCGCUGGAUCUCAGACUACUGUCCACGACUCUUUGUUCGCCGAUUACAAACCCACCACUGCUUUUCUCUUUCCCGGUCAGGGAGCUCAAGCUGUAGGGAUGGGUAAAGAAGCUCAGAGUGUUGCAGCAGCUGGAGAAUUGUAUAAGAAAGCUAAUGAUAUCUUGGGGUAUGAUCUUCUGGACAUUUGUGUUAAUGGACCAAAAGAGAAGCUUGAUUCAACGGUCAUAAGCCAGCCUGCUAUAUAUGUCACAAGUUUAGCAGCAGUUGAAUUGCUCCGUGUUCGUGAAGGCGGUGAACAAAUAAUUGACUCGGUUGAUGUGACUUGCGGUCUCAGUUUGGGAGAGUACACUGCUCUCGCAUUUGCUGGAGCCUUCAGCUUCGAGGACGGGCUGAAGCUUGUAAAACUUAGAGGAGAAGCCAUGCAGGCUGCUGCAGAUGCUGCUAAGAGUGCCAUGGUUAGCAUCAUAGGGUUGGACUCAGAAAAGGUUCAGCUGUUGUGUGAUGCAGCAAAUCAGGAAGUAGAUGAAGCUGACAAAGUUCAGAUCGCAAAUUACUUAUGUCCGGGUAAUUAUGCAGUAUCUGGAGGUCUUAAAGGAAUCGAAGUUGUUGAAGCCAAAGCAAAGUCAUUCAAGGCCCGAAUGACGGUUCGUCUAGCUGUUGCAGGUGCUUUCCACACAAGUUUCAUGGAACCAGCAGUGUCGAGACUAGAAGCUGCAUUGGCAGCAACGGAGAUAAGAAGUCCGAGGAUACCAGUGAUCUCCAAUGUCGAUGCACAGCCUCAUGCAGAUCCAGACACGAUCAAGAAGAUACUUGCACGCCAGGUGACUUCUCCAGUCCAAUGGGAGACAACAGUAAAGACUCUCUUAUCCAGAGGACUUAAAAGCAGCUAUGAAUUAGGACCUGGAAAGGUAAUUGCAGGAAUAUUCAAGCGAGUAGAUAAAAGUGCCAGUGUCGAAAACAUCAGUGCUUGA